Molecule: messenger RNA, 964 nt
Organism: Cannabis sativa
Lineage: Eukaryota; Viridiplantae; Streptophyta; Magnoliopsida; Rosales; Cannabaceae
Product: 18.2 kDa class I heat shock protein-like
Exons: 1
Coding region: 302-778 (158 amino acids)
Biological process (GO): response to hydrogen peroxide; response to salt stress; protein folding
Source: RefSeq, a predicted model, not a curated record
UGUGGAGAAAAGACCACGUAUUGCCAUCUUUGAUUAUCAUCGAACCUAAUAGUAUCAUCAAGAUGAAGACAUGAUGAGAGAUGGGCUUAUCUUGAAAUUGCUAGAAUUCUCUUCCUUAAUCUUUUACCUUUUUUGACUAUUACAAUUACAAUACCCCAACAAACCAGAACACUCCUCCCAUCACUAUAUAUACCCUUGAGUGUGUUUAUACUCCACCAAUAUCCAUAGUGAAGUUGUUCAAUCAUCAAUUGAAUUAUUUCUUUCUUCAAAAUCUUACAUUUUAAGCUUAAUUCUCUCAACAAUGUCUCUCAUUCCCAGCUUUUUUGGUGGCCGAAGAAGUAAUGUGUUUGAUCCACUCUCCCUAGACAUAUGGGAUCCCUUCGAUGACAUCUUCAGCUCUACACGGGCUGUGGUGCCUUCAUCAGCAAGAGAAACAUCGGCAUUUGCCAACACGAGAAUUGACUGGAAGGAGACCCCGGAAGCUCAUGUUUUUAAAGCUGACCUCCCUGGCCUUAAGAAAGAAGAAGUGAAAGUUGAGGUGGAGGAAGGAAGAGUCCUCCAGAUAAGUGGGGAGAGGAGCAAAGAACAGGAGGAGAAGAAUGACAAGUGGCACCGCAUUGAGCGCAGUAGCGGAAAGUUCCUCCGGCGGUUCAGGCUGCCAGAGAAUGCCAAGAUGGACCAGGUGAAAGCUAACCUUGAGAAUGGUGUGCUUACCGUUACUGUUCCUAAGGAGGAGGAGAAGAAACCUGAGGUCAAGCCUAUUCAGAUCACUGGCUAGAGAUGAUAACUUGGCUCACUGAGAUGUUUCCUCAUACUGGUUUAUGUUUUGUGUUGAACUAAAUAAUGUCCUAGUACUUGUGUUCGUGUGUGCUAGAGUUGUUUUGUUGUGUCAGUAUGAUGUGUAAUCAAAGUGUGUGCGACUUGUUUUUUCAGUUAAUGUAAUGAAUAUUUAAUUUUCUUCUAA